UUCCCAACACUAGCAAAUUGGCGUUCUUCUUUUCAAAUGUGUUUGGCUUGUUUUUGUUUAUUUAUGAGAAUAAGAAUAAAAAGUGAAUGUAAAUCAAAGUAAACUAUGCUGCCAUAUCGAAAUUUUGGAGAAACCAUCGAUGAAUAUGAAGUACAGCACCUGCUGGGUAAAGGAGGCUUCGCCUGUGUUUACAAGGCAAAAUGCCUGCGUACACAUCAAAAUGUGGCAAUUAAAAUGAUUGACAAGAAGCUCAUACAGGGCUCAGGCUUAUCGAAUCGCGUUAGACAAGAAGUCGAUAUACAUUCCAGGCUGAAGCAUCCGUCGGUGUUGCAGCUGUACACAUUUUUCCAGGACGCCAACUAUGUCUACUUAAUCUUAGAACUGGCCGACAAUGGUGAACUGCAUCGCUACAUGAACCAGCAAAUGAAGCGUCCCUUCACUGAGGACGAAGCGUCUUCUAUACUGCGGCAGGUUGUAGAUGGUUUGCUGUACUUGCACUCGCACAACAUCAUGCAUCGGGACAUAUCACUUUCCAAUUUACUGCUCAGCAAGGAUAUGCACGUAAAAAUCGCCGACUUCGGUCUGGCAACCCAAUUGAAGAGGCCCGACGAACGACACAUGACCAUGUGUGGUACUCCUAACUAUAUUUCCCCGGAAGUUGUGUCACACAUGUCCCAUGGUUUGCCCGCUGAUCUUUGGAGCGUUGGCUGCAUGCUUUACACGCUCUUGGUGGGACGUCCGCCAUUCGACACAGACGCUGUACAGUCAACACUCAAUAAAGUGGUACACUCUGACUAUACAAUGCCAUCGCAUUUGUCCUAUGAAGCACGCGAUUUAAUCGACAAGCUAUUGAGAAAGAAUCCGCAUGAACGCAUCUCUUUGGAGCAGGUGCUCAGGCAUCCAUUCAUGUUAAAGGCAGGCGGCAGCACAAUAUCCUACACAACGUCAGGCUCAUCAGUAGAUUGUUAUGGUCAAAGCAUUGCCAGCGGUGAUAGUGGCAUUGUGACAUUUGCGAGCAAUGAUUCAAAGAACUCUCAACGGCUACGYUCAGUGGAACAGCAAUCCAUGCCACAAAUGCUUCCACAGAUUCAGGAGGAGUUUGGCUACUACCAGGAAAAUCAAAAACCGAAAUAUGCAGCCUUUAGGCUAGGGUCGACAGAGGCGGUGGACAACUCGGAUAUGGACUGGCAGCGAAUGGGGCCAAAUACACAAAAGGGCAAUUUCUUGGUGCACUCAACGCCAUCGCUUGCUCCUGCACCGGCAGACAUUAUAUUCGUUGCUGUUUUCUGUAGUGCUAUUUAUUGUGAAUUAAUUCUAAUUCUAAUUUUAGCGGACUGUUGCCAAUCAUGUAUGGCACGCAUACCCUAUGCAACGCUAAUAGCGACGCUUAUGUGUCUGCUGGGCGUUGGCAUCUUCUGUGGCACAAUGUAUCGAGGAGCCUCACUAACAGUYAUUAUGAUGGAUCAAGUUUUUCACCUCCGAUUAAUAUGGAUCGAGGCUGUGCAGAUGAUAUUUGUCAUAAUUGCUGCUGGCAUGGCUGCUCUCGGCUUCAUGAUAUUGUUUGUGGGCUUUCUGGCAACGGGUGCGACACGCUAUAAGGUUUACCGCGCGUGGCGAUCACGCGUCGGCGGUCGCAUCUCCUGUGCAGUGCUCAUGGGCAUUACGUAUCUGCUUAACUUCGUGUGGACGCUCAUUUUAUGCUUCUUGGUUAUAGUGACGUUCAUUUACACCAUGUUCUGGAAUAUGUGUGCGAGUGUUGAGCAUUCGCUGAGCUGUAUUGAUUUGACACAAUUCCAUUUCAUGUUUCCGCCAAAUACGAAGCUUGAAGACAUGAAGGUGUGUGAGAAGUAUGAGAUCAAAGCGUUUUGCAAAGAUGGUGUUGAGAACGCUGAGGUCAUGUUCAUUUUGGCCACGCUGUCUACACUUUUGGUUAUUCUCAGUCUGGUGCACUAUUUGAUGUGCCUUUCGGCCAAUUAUGCGCACAUUCGUGACCAUGAAAAGUUCCAAGAACUGCAGGAGAUACAAAAUCUCAACGAACUGGAAUAUAGCGCAACAUCGAARGAUCGCUUCUAGGAUUUAUUUAAAACUAUUUGAUUCGAGCUUCAUCAAAGA
Molecule: messenger RNA, 2112 nt
Organism: Drosophila arizonae
Lineage: Eukaryota; Metazoa; Arthropoda; Insecta; Diptera; Drosophilidae
Gene: SAK
Product: polo like kinase SAK
Biological process (GO): protein phosphorylation
Cellular component (GO): nucleus
Molecular function (GO): ATP binding; protein binding; protein kinase activity
Source: RefSeq, a predicted model, not a curated record